AUGACCGAAUUUCGCAGUUGUGGCUACAAAAUUUUAGAAGUGGUAGAGUUUGUGCCACAGUUAAACACAGAGACAGCAUCAACAUCGCUCAUCAAGUUGGAUUAUUCAACAAAUAACGGACCAUGGGAGAAAAACCCCGCUGUGUUAUCAGUUGCCACUGGCAACACCGGAAAUGCCGGAAACGCAAAUCAAACACACACUUCUUCCGCUACAACGGCCAUCAACAAUCAACAUUCAACAGCAUUAACGACAAAUGUGGUUCCUACUUCUUCCUCGUCGUCGGCUGGUGGUCAACAAAAUACCCAAUCAACCCUAAAAGCCACCCAUCAUCAGAUAAUGCAACAACUACAACAGCAACAUCAUCAACAGCAGCAGCACCACCACCAUCAACAGCAACAACAACGUCAAUUGCAGCAUCAGCAUAGUAUUGCUGCUGUAGGAAGUAAUCAUGCCCAUCACUCCCACUCGCAUAAUGUGUCACGUCAACUAACCCAUCAGCACUCACAUCCACCGCUGCUACAUGCCAUGGCUAAUACUAAUGCAAACACUACAACAACAGCAGCCCAGCAUCAUCUACAUCAACAUCAGCAUACACAUCAACAUCAGCACCAACAGCAUCAGCAUCAUCAUCCUCCCCUGCAGCAUCAUAUGUCUCUAAAUAGUGGCAAUAUAUCAACAUCUGUGGCCACUUCCUCGGCCGCCUCCUCUUCGGCCUCCUCGUCUGCGGCAGCAGCUCAUCGUCAUUGUCAAUCUUCCAGUGUCAACAACACAUCAAAUAUGGCUAAUACGGUGUCAUCAGUUAAAGUUUCCACACAUCAUCAUGCUCGUCAUCAUUUGACGCCACAACACAGAUCCCUGUCGCAACAACAUGCGGCUGCCACCCUAAGACGUCGUACACUCAGUCAUGUACCACGUUCUUAUUCAGCAUCGGCUGCCACCAGUGCCGCUUCUACGGCGGAUCAAAAUACUAACACUCUAACCUCCUCCAUGCGGGGAAGUGGCAAAAGUGGAGGUGGCAAUAAGGGACAGAAUGUUGUUGUUGUUGAGCGUUCACGUUGCCGGUCACCGAUGAUGCUGUGCCACAGUCAUAGCGAUGGUGAAUUUCCUAUGUACAAAGGCAACAUAUUUAUGACCUCUAGCAACAUGUUGAUGACCUCUAACAACAUGUUGCUGAUCUCUAGCAUCAUGUUGUUAAUCUCUAGCAACAUGUUGUUAUCCUCUAACAUGUCGCUAUCCAGCAACAUGAUGCUAGACGUUAGCAACAUGAUGCUAACCAUUAGCAACAUGAUGCUAGAGGUCAGCAACUUGUGUCUGACACUAGCAACAUGUUGCUAA
Messenger RNA from Calliphora vicina (urban bluebottle blowfly), 1335 nucleotides. RefSeq names its product myb-like protein Q. NCBI's taxonomy places the organism in Eukaryota, Metazoa, Arthropoda, Insecta, Diptera, Calliphoridae. Bases 1 to 1335 code for a protein of 444 amino acids. The record is from RefSeq and is a predicted model, not a curated record. The transcript is spliced from 3 exons.